AUGUACAACGUCCAACAAGAGCUCCUCAUCCACUUCACAUCUGACGUUCAAGACAUACAGCUGACAAGAUUCCCGCAGAGUACUACGACGGAGUCCACGUUCCUGAGCACGAAUCGAGUCAAGAGCAUCGACGAAGCCUUCCACUCUCGUAUUCAUGUCACGGUCAAUUACCCGAGCCUGUCGACCGAAGCCAAGCAGCAUAUCUAG
Molecule: messenger RNA, 207 nt
Organism: Cladophialophora carrionii CBS 160.54
Lineage: Eukaryota; Fungi; Ascomycota; Eurotiomycetes; Chaetothyriales; Herpotrichiellaceae
Exons: 1
Coding region: 1-207 (68 amino acids)
Source: RefSeq, a predicted model, not a curated record